Frankliniella occidentalis (western flower thrips) is the source of this 4775-nucleotide messenger RNA. RefSeq lists its product as uncharacterized. The record is from RefSeq and is a predicted model, not a curated record. The transcript has 2 exons. The annotation marks the transcript as partial. Lineage: Eukaryota; Metazoa; Arthropoda; Insecta; Thysanoptera; Thripidae.
GCCCGAGCCUGCGGAGGGAGGGGAGGCGCGCGCGUGCAUGUGUGGCUGCAGCUGAGAAUCGGAGAAGAGGGGUAUCAAGUGAUCAGAAAGGGCACGUGCUCGGUCCACCCAUCCCACCUGACCCCGUUCGGGAGGGAUGGGUACACUGCAAAGGUUGGUAAAUAACUUGUGCUAGUAAUAUUGGUGCUGGAGCGAGAGAGGGGAGGGCCGCUCGCUGGAAUUUGUGCUGACGGAGGGCCUAUAGUCGGCGCGGAAGGGUGGGUGCAUAUCAGCCGGUGCGCUUUGGCGAACGCGCACCGCUCGGACAGUCUGAGUCGAUCGGUCGUGUGGGAAAGAUCAAGUGGACUAAAUUACGUGUGCGCGAAGUGAUGUUGUCGCGAGUGAUGUUGGAUUAAAAUACACAUUGAAGUGGUAAGUGCAUUCAUCCUAUGCAAAGUCUGGAGAUGAGGAGUGGCGGGAAAUGUUAACCGUAAGUAAUAUUGUUUCAGGUCAAGAUGGCAAGGAAGUGUGCAUGGUGUGGGGAGGCCUUCUCUGAUGGAGAAGUGUUGUUGCGUCACAUCGAGGAGCGACAUGCACCACCCUCAACAUCUGUGGCAGGCAAGGAUCAGCAAAGUGAGACUGUGUUGCGACGGAAGAAGAAAAGUGGGGGAAAAGUGCAGUGUGACAAGUGUGGGAAAAGUAUGCUCCGAAGCAGCCUUAGAGGACAUUUGCAACAUGUGCAUCGUACGCAGGACAUCAAAUGUGAUACGUGUGGAGGGACGUUUAAUCGUGUAUAUGAACUGAGGAUGCAUAAGCGGGUGGGACGAUGUGGAUCGAGAAUCUCAAUGCUGAAACAGAAACGCAAGGGUGUGGAGUGCAAAAGUCUACAGUGUCCCAAGUGUCGAGUGGCAUUCAAGACCAUUGCCAAGCUAACUCGUCACAAGUUGCGGAAGCAUCCCCAACCCCAUGCAAGGUAUGUCUGUGUGCACUGUCGGAAGACAUUUCGGUCGGUGGGCAUGCGUGCGCGGCAUGUGCUCGGGUGCGACAAGCGUCGGCAGCGAGUCGACCGCUAUCAAAGACUGCGAUCGAGGUUCAUGAGCGGUGCGGCAGCGGUGCAAGAGGACACUGAAGAGUCGGCGUGGGAGACGCGCACAGCCGUGCAAGGCAAUGCGCGCAUUCACCUGCUCCACAUCACUCACCAGGACGACCUACAGAUGACGUGUAUUAGUAAUAAGAGUGAGAUUAGUAAAGUGCUCAAGAAGGAUAUGCAAGAUUUGAAACGUAUAAAGUGGUACAUGACAGCUCAUAUGAAAAUUCAGGAGGGGGAGAAACAGGCAGUUGGGGAUUCUGACAUUCGCUAUAUGCGGUGUGCUCCAAUUAUUAUACUUAGGGAGGAUGAAGUGGAGGACUCGGUGAAGCAGGGAAUACAGGGAGUGCUCCUUAGUUUUGAAAAUUCAUCACAGGAGGGAAGUAAUAUUCUGUAUGAGCGAGUAGAGAAAAUUGAGGUGCGUGUGUGUAAAUAUGCUGCCAUCAGGGGCUCGUCCUAUCUCCCCCUCCCCAACUGGUUAAAGAAUAGUAGAAAGGGAUUAAUAAAUAUCCAAAAUUUUGAUGAUGAAAAGUGUUUCAAAUAUUGUAUUGUUGCAGGGAUAAAUCUACCUCAGCGUCACCCUGAGAGAGUAGCUCAUUACAGGGGGAAUAGGGGAGUGCCUAUUAAUAUGCAAGGUAUUAAAUAUCCUGUACGAGUGACACAAAUAUCCAAAUUUGAGGGGCAAAACAGAAAUAUUGCCGUAUCUGUGUUCGGUCUCGAAGAGGAGAAACAUAUUGUGCCACUAAGAAUUUCAAAAGUCCCUGAUCGGCCCCAUCACAUUCGGAUGCUUCUAAUCACAUCGGAGGAGGGGGAGAGUCAUUACGUGUUAAUUACAGAUUUGAGCAAACUUCUUGGUCACAGCCACAACCAUCACGCGAGGCUGUAUUAUUGUGACAAUUGUCUCACCCCAAUGCAGAGUCGUGUACGUCGAGAUGAGCACCAAGUUCGGUGUCUCCAUUUUGAGGCACAGGCUGUGCGUCUUCCCUCUGAGGAGGAUAAUAUUCUUAAAUUUAGAAAUUAUGGCCACCAGGCUCUACAUGAUUAUGUUAUCUAUUGUGAUUUAGAGAGUAUGGUUGUACCAUAUGAUACCGUGCUACCGGAUCCUCAGCGAUCGGCGACAUCUAAAACGCACGUGCACAAAACGUGCGGUUUCUGUUAUAUAGUUGUUGGUAAAGAUGGUAAAUUAGUUAAAGAGCCUGUUCUACAGCACGGAGGGGAUGAUGUGGCAAAACGCCUCUUAAUGUGUCUGAAAGAGGAAGAGAGAAAUAUUAUGGAGAAUUUGAGGGGUGUUGAUUGGCCCCUAGAUAUGACUGAAGCCUCUGAAAAAGCAUUCCAGGAGGCUACACACUGUUAUAUGUGUAAUGACCCGGUUCCCCGGCAGGGGGUGCCAAAAUGUCGUGACCAUGACCACCAGAUUGAGGUAGAUAACUAUCGUGGCUGUGCAUGUUCCCGUUGUAACCUUAAUUUAAAAAGAAAACAAUUUAUUCCUGUGUACUUUCACUGUAUGUCUCGGUAUGAUAUCCACUUCCUUAUAAGUGCUAUAGGUGAGCUCAGUGAUGGUACUGAUUUAUCUUGCAUCCCACGAACAAAGGAGCGCUAUGUUGCUGUCACGUGGGGUAAUCUGAGAAUAUUGGACACGUUCAACUUCUUAAGCAGCCCGCUGGAGAAAUUAGUUGCUGAUUUAAAAAAGGAGGAUUUGACCCUAUUGAUUGAAAUGUAUCCUGAUGAAGAGAAACGUGAAUUGCUAAGUCGGAAAGGAGUGUACCCUUACAGUUACUUUCAAGAAGAGAGUACCUUCCUGGAAAAAAAGCUUCCCCCGAAAGAAUGUUUUAAAAAUGAUUUGACGGGAGAACAUAUUUCUGAUGAAGAUUAUUCGCAUGCUCAAAACGUGUUCAAAACAUUCAAUAUGGAAAAUCUGUGGGACUUCCAUGACGCAUAUCUUUUAAGCGAUGUAUUGUUGUUAGGGUCCACCUUUGAAACUUAUCGGAGGAGUACAAUGAAGCACUUUAAACUGGACUGUGCCUAUUACUAUAGUGGGCCUGGAUUAAGCUGGGAUGCAGCCCUUUUGUUUACAGGGCAAGAACUGUCUCUCAUUACAGACAUAGAUAUCCAUGAGAUGGUCGAGCAGACCGUACGUGGUGGAGUCAGCAUAAUUACCCACCGAUUAAUGGAGUUCAAUAAUCCAAGAUUGCCUAAUUUUGACCCCUCUAAAGAGAUCACGUGGGGUCUGUACGCUGAUGCUAAUAAUCUGUAUGGCCUCUCGUUAGCGCGAAAUAAUCCUGUGUCCGGUUUCCGGUUCCUCACCCGUCAAGAAAUCAAUGAACUGGAUGUUAUGAAAAUUGAAGAAAAUGAUUCCCAGGGUUAUAUAUUGGAGGUGGACCUGUCUUAUCCACCCUCACUCCAUAAGGAGCAUGAUGCCUUCUGUCUGGCGCCUGAACACUAUAUCCCCCAGUAUGAGGAGUUGUCUCCACUACAAAAAAGGAUGAUAAGAAUGUAUAAUUUACCUAAGAAAUGUAAUAGAAAAUUAAUUCCAAAUCUGAAGGACAAGAGCAAGUAUUGUGUGUAUGGGGAAACACUCAAGUUGUAUGUUUCUCUGGGUCUAAAAAUAACUCAUGUACAUAGAGUAAUUAAGUUUGAACAAAAGGCAUGGUUAGCGCCCUAUAUAAUGUAUAAUACUGAAAUGAGGAAGAAGGCGACAAGUUCAUUUGAAAAGUCUCUGUGGAAAUUAUAUAAUAAUUCUGUGUUUGGGAAGACAAUGGAGUCUGUAAGGAAGAGACGUAAUGUUGAUUUUACAAAACAAAAUGCUAAAUUUCUAAAAUUAGUUAGAUCCCCCCUCUUUCAUUCAUUUGAGAUUUUUGAUAAUGAUUUGGUGGCUGUGGAACGGAGGAAGGGUUGUGUGAAGCUGGACCGCCCAAUCGCCAUCGGCGCAGUUGUUUUAGACACCUCGAAAGCAUGGAUGUAUAAUUGUUAUUAUAAUGUACUUAAGAAAAAAUUUGGUUCAAAUGUUGUCUCUCUACUCAGUGAUACAGACGCGUGGAUACUGUCAAUAAAGACAGAAGAUUUGUAUAAAGAUCUGGAGGAGCUUAAGGCACACUUUGAUUUUAGUGACUAUCCCCCUGAGAAUGUUCUGUAUUCAACAGAAAAUAAAAAAGUUAUGGGUAAAUUCAAAGAUGAAUUAAAUGGCGCUGUGCUAGCUGGGGUUGUUGGCCUGAGGCCAAAAAUGUAUUCAUUUAAAACAGGUGACAUGAUGAAAUGUGUGGCCAAAGGUGUGCCUCGUAGUGCUGUAAAGAACCAACUAAAUUAUGAUGAUUAUAAAGAUUGUAUUUUAAAGUUAAAACAAAAAAGUGUAACAUUCUCACGUAUAUGUACUGAUCAGAAACAUCAUGUGUUUACGGCAUUCUCCACUAAACGUGCAUUAUCGUGCUAUGAUGAUAAGAGAUACAUUAGUAGUAAUAAUAAAGACACUUAUGCCUUUGGAAGUGUCCAUAUUGCAGAGUUAAAUGAAUAUGAUGAUGAUGUUAGCUCUGAUGAUGAAGGAGCAGCCAAUCUGGAAGAAUUAGUUGAUAUGUUAGAUUUGCAUGUGCUGCCACACAGCGGAGAUCUGGAGAACUAUGACGAGUGUGAGACAAAUCGUCUCUGCAUUGUGGCGCGCUCACCUCUUCCGUGGCAGAAUAUGGAAGUAGCUCAUUCUGCAGUGUUGGUGGUCAGG